GACUCUCAGUCCAGAAGAGCUACACAGACAUCCGACACAAACAUGGAGCUUUACAGAGGCAGCAGCACCAACCAAAUGGAUUAUAACGACGAUGGCCGAGGACCCAAAUCUGGGAAAAUGCUUGCAAGCACCGACGACCGUUUAGACAGCGGUUUGGAUUCGCUUAAAGAGGAAGAAUGCACGGACGUGGUGGUGUCUGAUUUCGGGCGGAUGAGUAUGGCCGAGCGACAGGACGAGCCCUGGAGGAAAGUGCUCACCGAAGACGGAGACACGUAUCUACAUCUUGCCAUUAUUCACGAGGCCAAAGAGGCUGCAUUAAAAAUGAUUCAGUUGUCCUAUGGUGACCCCUUCCUCAACAUACAAAACAACCAGAGACAGACUGCAUUGCAUUUGGCAGUCGUCACAGAGCAGCCUCUUAUAGUGGAGCAGUUACUGAAAGCCGGCUGUGAUGCAUCUCUGGUCGACGACCGUGGAAAUACAGCCCUCCACAUCUCCUGCAGGACAGGUUCUCUGGCCUGCUUCAGCCUCCUAACGCAGGGCUGUCCACAGCAACUCCCAGCCAUCCUCCAGACACCAAACUAUAACGGUCAGAAAUGCAUACAUGUGGUCGCCGUCCAAGGCUACCUGUCGCUGUUAGAAAGCCUCAUCCAGUUUGGCGCAGACAUUAACGCACAGGAGCAGUGUAAUGGCCGGACCGCUCUCCACUUAGCAGUCGACCUCCAGAACUUUGAGCUGGUUAAACUUCUAAUCAGCAAAGGCGCUGAUGUUCACAGCUUCACGUACGGCGGUCACACGCCUUAUCACCUGACCUAUGGCCGAGCCAACACAGACAUCCAAAAUGUCCUGUGUGAGCUCACGGUGCCACACCUAAGGGAACUUCCAGAGAGUGAGUCAGAAGAUAGCGACGAGGAUUAUGAAGACCAAUGUACAUUUGAUGAUGAAGAUAUCUAUGAUGAUAUUAAAAUGGUGGGGCAAGUAUAGAAGGACUUCUGGUGGAUGGAGGUGUGAAUGGAGAACGAGAUUGAUAUUCUCACUCAAGGUGCCUAGAAAGAGUCCGCAGUAGAGCUCGCAGGGUCUCCGGUGGCUCACGGCUCAUUGGCGGCGCAAAUACAAGACUGAUGUAAAAGGAGGCCCUGGAAAUGAAGGGUGUAUUAGAACAACACUGGAGAGAGGCUGACCAAAGCAUACCGUUGGCUCUCGAUCACGGACUGUACUGUCAGCCUGAAUUAACGGCUGUGUUUAUGUUGUACUGUGAUGUAAAAUAUUGUGCAUACAAACAGAUUUAUUUUUAUAUUAACAUGUACAUGUGUGUAUAUAAAAGAUUGCAUUGUCUUUUUGUUGUUUUGUGGAAAGAUAUAACACAUUUUAAAUUAAAACCUUCAACUUGA
Carassius gibelio (silver crucian carp) is the source of this 1388-nucleotide messenger RNA. It is a transcript of the gene nfkbiab, whose product is annotated as nuclear factor of kappa light polypeptide gene enhancer in B-cells inhibitor, alpha b. Lineage: Eukaryota; Metazoa; Chordata; Actinopteri; Cypriniformes; Cyprinidae. The record is from RefSeq and is a predicted model, not a curated record. Bases 43 to 981 code for a protein of 312 amino acids. Gene Ontology annotation, molecular function: protein binding. The transcript has 6 exons.